AUGGCAUCUAACGCGAAUGUCGGCAAUGGGUUGGAGCCCCUCUGUCGCAUCAUUACUCCUAUUGGCAUGCUAGGGUAUGGCUUCGACGAAUUUGAGAUCAAAUAUGCUCUGGAAUCUUCAAUUCAGAGCGGAAUACCCGCGGCAAUUAUUUUGGAUUCUGGCUCCACUGACUCUGGACCUGCAAAGCUGGCUCUCGGAACUAUGACUUGUCCGCGUGCAUCUUACGAAAGAGAUCUGCGAAAACUUGUCGCUACGAUAAUAAAAUAUCGCUUUCCGGUGCUCAUUGGAUCAGCAGGAGGGGAUGGAAGUAAUGCCCACGUUAAGGAGCUUGUGGAUCUCGUGAAAGAAAUAUUAGCGUCGUCUGAAUACAACUCUACUCAGUUAAAGGUUAUAGCAAUAUAUAGUGACAUCGACUGCGAUCUUGUGCUAGAACGUCUUGAGGCGGGAGGCAUCUCUGGGUGUGGUCCCUGUGUUCCUCAUUUGACAGCCGAAGAUGUAAAGGCCUCGAAGACUAUUGUUGGACAAAUGGGUCCGGAGCCUUACAUACGAGCCAUGGCUUCUCAUCCAGAUUUCGACAUCAUUAUCGGUGGCCGGUCCUACGAUCCAGCGCCAUACGUUGCUUUCAGCGCUUAUCAUGCAUUUAAUCAACGUCAUGGUCAAAUACUUUCCCUGGAUAGUCGCACAUUAGGAGGAUUCACUCAUAUGGGCAAGAUAAUGGAAUGCGGUGGCCUAUGUGCUACGCCUAAAAGCCCUUCUUGCCAGGCGACCAUCUACCGAGAUGGUACUUUUGAUGUGAGACCCCUUAUGCCCGGUGCUCUUUGCAGUCCUACUACCGUCGCAGCGCACACAUUAUAUGAAAAAUCCCGUCCAGAUCGACUUUAUGGGCCUGGUGGAUAUAUUGAUUUGUCUGCUUCCACAUAUACGACAUUAUCCGAUAAAUGCUCAGUCAGGGUUACUGGGACCACCUUUCACUCCUCGAAAGGCAGUGGCGACUGCUAUACAGUGAAAUUGGAAAGUGCUAAAAUCAUUGGAUAUCGAACUAUGUUCAUGGGUUCUUUCAUUGAUCCUAUUCUUAUUUCUCAGUUACAUUCGCUUUUACAUGGAGUGAAGAGCUAUGUAACUCAGCAGCAUUCCCAUAUCUCAGAAAAAUGGGAGAUUGGGUUCCAUACGUAUGGAUAUGACGAGGCAAAUAAAACCGCUUAUAUGGGUAAUAUUUUUGUAGUUGCUGAAGCAGUCGCCGAGACACAAGCAACAGCAACCAGCAUUGCUUCCACUGCGAGGGUUGCAUGCAUUCAUGGACCAUAUGAAGGGCAGAAAGCAACGAGUGGCAAUUUUGGUUUUGGAUUGGGGGGGAAGGGGGAAAUUGAGGCAGGUCCAUGCGCGGAAUUUUCGAUUUAUCAUUUAAUGGAACUAGAAGAGGAGGAGGAAGAUGCCUUUGAAAUCAAUCAACAGGAUAAGAGAGCGAAGAAACACCUAUUUUCCUUUGAGGCUUUACUUAUCGGAGUGGGAGAUCGUGUCCAGCGCUGCUCUUCACGUCUGCAUAAUAACUUCACUUCAACUCCGGGGGAUAUGUUUCCGCAGCUUACCCCAGACGAUGCGUGGCCAAACACGGCUGAGGUUCCUUUCAUUCUUCCCCAUACAGUCGGCGAAGCAGCAAAGGUCAUAAGGUCAAAAAACGCUGGUCCAUACGAAAUUACAUUUGACAUAAUCUUCAACAACAAGGAAACUUACGACUAUGUCAGAAAUACCGGCCUUCUUCAAACUGACUUAAUUGCAAAGUUGUACAAUCUCUCCGUUGAUGACAUUGUAUAUUGUGGGUUUUUCGACCAGGCUCUAGCAUUCAAAGCCACGAUUCCCCGCACCCGCAAUGGAAAACCUGUUGCAUCCGGCGGCUUCAUGGAAGAUGAUGUUCAUGGGUCACAGAGAUAUUUACCUCUUAUGAAUCUAAGACUAGACAUUAUGGGAUAA
Messenger RNA from Trichoderma asperellum CBS 433.97, 1968 nucleotides. RefSeq lists its product as uncharacterized. Lineage: Eukaryota; Fungi; Ascomycota; Sordariomycetes; Hypocreales; Hypocreaceae. The record is from RefSeq and is a predicted model, not a curated record.